Molecule: messenger RNA, 2078 nt
Organism: Platichthys flesus (European flounder)
Lineage: Eukaryota; Metazoa; Chordata; Actinopteri; Pleuronectiformes; Pleuronectidae
Gene: fbl
Product: fibrillarin
Exons: 9
Coding region: 141-1088 (315 amino acids)
Biological process (GO): box C/D sno(s)RNA 3'-end processing; rRNA methylation
Cellular component (GO): small-subunit processome; nucleolus; Cajal body
Molecular function (GO): RNA binding; rRNA methyltransferase activity; histone H2AQ104 methyltransferase activity
Source: RefSeq, a predicted model, not a curated record
ACCCUAAUAACAGCAGCAGAGGCAGAGCCCCGCACAUGUGGUCCUUCUCAUAAGCUCAGCGAGUGUGAUCAGAGCGAGUCGGAGUCCGAAGACAGAAGAGUUGAGUGAACAGCGCUGGUUCAACCCGUCACAUCUUAAACAUGAGGCCAGGGUUCAGUCCUCGUGGUGGUGAUCGAGGAGGUAGAGGAGGACGUGGAGGCAGAGGUGGAUUCGGCGACCGUGGAGGAUUCGGUGACCGAGGAGGACGAGGGGGAUUCAGAGGAGGUAGAGGAAGCUUCAGGUCCCCGGAAGGUGGUGGAUUUCGGGGGAGAGGCGGUGGAAGAGGUGCCCCAAGAGGAGGGAGAGGUGGCCGAGGGGGCUUUGGAGCAGGGAGGAAGGCCUUGGUUGAGCCACACAGACAUGAAGGUGUGUUUAUCAGCAGAGGGAAGGAAGAUGCUCUGGUGACCAGGAACAUGGUUGUGGGAGAGUCUGUGUACGGAGAGAAGAGGAUCAGUGUUGAGGAAGGAGAGACGAAGAUCGAGUACAGAGCCUGGAAUCCAUUCCGCUCCAAGCUGGCAGCAGCCAUCUUAGGAGGAGUCGACCAGAUCCAUAUCAAGCCUGGAUCAAAGGUCAUGUACCUGGGAGCAGCCUCUGGCACCACAGUGUCCCACGUUUCUGACAUUGUUGGACCGGAAGGACUAGUCUACGCUGUGGAGUUUUCCCACCGAUCAGGUCGUGACCUGCUCAAUGUUGCAAAGAAACGCACCAACAUCAUUCCGAUCAUCGAAGAUGCUCGGCACCCACACAAAUACCGCAUGUUAGUUGGCAUGGUAGAUGUGAUUUUCGCUGAUGUUGCCCAGCCGGACCAGACAAGGAUUGUAGCUUUGAAUGCUCACAACUUCCUCAAGAACGGAGGACACUUCGUUAUCUCCAUCAAGGCCAACUGUAUAGACUCGACAGCAGCUCCAGAGGCAGUGUUUGCCUCAGAGGUGAAGAAGAUGAGCUCUGAGAACAUGAAACCACAGGAGCAGCUCACACUGGAGCCCUAUGAGAGAGACCAUGCUGUGGUGGUGGGCAUCUACAGACCUCCAUCUAAACAGAAGAAAUGAAGUGGAAAUGGAUUCCCGUUUUCAACGUCCACCUACUUUAGUAUUGUCUGUCUGUCGCCACCUCUCCACCUGUAGAUUUCUGAAGUUGAAAGCAUGACUAGCACUCCGGGUAAAAUUGAUCUGGAUUUUUUUUUUUAAAUCUGCCGACAGGUUAAUGACCAUCCGAUCCACGGCUGGAGAUGCAUUGCAUUCAAUUUUGUUACAGUUAGGCCUCUGAGUUAUUUGCCAGAUUGGAGCAGGUCAUAUUUGUAAUACAUGUCUGGAAAUGCAUAAAUGCUCACCUGUACAUUUGAUAUGCACAUGUGCUCAGGUCUGUGUUCAGGAAGAUUACAAAGUAAAUGAAAGCAGUCAAGUAUUCUAUAUUCACAGCCUUCACCAGCUGCUGCAAUGGGAAAUAUUUCAACUAAUCCAGUAAACAUCAAUCUGAAAUGCUUUGUCAAGACUUGUACUGUAUGUAUAUACACAAGUUUUCAUAACUACUUUUUUGUGGUUAGUGUUUUUAUUUCAAUACCUCUUUGCUUUUCUGUGCUCCUGGUCCUUUUCUUACUGUAUUGUCUUUUCUUUCAAUGUUUUACAGUUCCUUGCUCUGCUAAUGUAGAGAACAUUGCUGGAUGUACCAUGUAUUCAAACAUCACAUACCCCAGAUAGCAGUGUUGUCAUUGUAUAAGGCAUCUGUUCAAACAUCUUUAUUGCAAAAUAUACUUCUUAAUUUGUCGUGUUCCCACGGUGUGGAGAGUUUCAGGUCGGGACAAUUUGUAGGCAAAGAACCAUUAAUGCUGAUGUGUUUGGUGGUGAGGUGGUAAACUGACCCUGUGUGCCUGUGUACAAAUAUAGAAAGUGAUCUAGUCACCCUGGCUUGUAAUUUGAAACUUGUAUAACUUUUGUGUUUGCAGAGAAGAAGCAGAAUGUUGUAGAUAUUUUAUAACAAAUCAUGCUUGAAACUUUAUUUGUCAUAACCAACAAUUUUGUUUAAAUAAAAUGUUUUUUUUU